Messenger RNA from Penicillium cosmopolitanum, 579 nucleotides. RefSeq lists its product as uncharacterized. Bases 1 to 579 code for a protein of 192 amino acids. Gene Ontology annotation, biological process: vacuolar proton-transporting V-type ATPase complex assembly. NCBI's taxonomy places the organism in Eukaryota, Fungi, Ascomycota, Eurotiomycetes, Eurotiales, Aspergillaceae. Gene Ontology annotation, cellular component: extrinsic component of endoplasmic reticulum membrane; Vma12-Vma22 assembly complex. The record is from RefSeq and is a predicted model, not a curated record. The transcript is spliced from 3 exons.
AUGGUCCAAGUACCCACGCCGCCCGCAUCGCGGCCAGGUUCAGAGCCUCCCGCAGUGAAGCCCGCGGAGGACUCGUCGGAGUUACUCCAGUCAUUGGAUGUUUUGCUGGAGCAGUACCUAAAUCUGUUGGAUCGCCAGCAGAAAUUGCAAACUGGAUUGGCGAAGGAAUUGUCUUCGGGAUUUUUGGCACUGGCCCAUGCGAACUACACCUGUCCUCCUGGCCGACGAUAUGGCGCCGACUAUUACGAUGAGAGGAUGAAAGCGACACGAAAAAUCUCGAUUCGAACCGAACAAGAUGAGGAUGUGUCCAAAGACAAGGAGGACUCGGAAAACGCAGCACAAUCUCACCCUGCAGCGCCCGAUAUUCAGUAUAACUUCACCUUGAACCGUAUAUCGGAGCGUACGCAUGAGCCCGAAUCACAGGACACAACUGAGACGGAGGAAAGUACCUCAUCAACUACCGAGCACCUACAAACCGAAGCACCUGCGCCGCCCAGUCAAGAAGAAGACGCGAAGGAAUCCAGCUCUGAGGAGACCAGUGAUGAGACUCAACCUUCCACCGAGUCUGAAUACCCCUAA